Molecule: messenger RNA, 372 nt
Organism: Lottia gigantea (owl limpet)
Lineage: Eukaryota; Metazoa; Mollusca; Gastropoda; Lottiidae
Exons: 2
Coding region: 1-372 (123 amino acids)
Source: RefSeq, a predicted model, not a curated record
AUGGACGAAGAAGAAGAAGAAUUACAGGAGGAAGAAGAGAUAAAGGAGGAAGAAGAAGAAAUAAAGGAGGAAGACGGGAUAAAGGAGGAAGAAGAAGAAAUAAAGGAGGAAGAAGAAAUAAAGGAAGAAGAAGAGAUAAAUGAGGAAGAAGAGAUAAAGGAGGAAGAAGAAAUAGAGAAGGAAGAAGAGAUAAAGGAAGAAGAAGAUAAAAAUGAGGAAGAAGAGGUAAAGGAAGAAGAAGAGAUAAAUGAGGAAGAAGAGAUAAAGGAAGAAGAAGAGAUAAAUGAGGAAGAAAUAAGGGAGGAAGAAGAAAUAAAGGAAUAUGAAGAAAUAAAAGGAAGAAGAAGAAAUAAAGGAAAAAAGAUGAACUAG